Manduca sexta (tobacco hornworm) is the source of this 1983-nucleotide messenger RNA. RefSeq names its product alpha-(1,3)-fucosyltransferase C. Lineage: Eukaryota; Metazoa; Arthropoda; Insecta; Lepidoptera; Sphingidae. Gene Ontology annotation, cellular component: membrane. The transcript has 3 exons. Gene Ontology annotation, molecular function: alpha-(1->3)-fucosyltransferase activity. The record is from RefSeq and is a predicted model, not a curated record. Bases 415 to 1677 code for a protein of 420 amino acids.
GAGCCAUAAUAAUGUGUUCGUAUUACAACAGGUGUUCGCGAUAAGGUUUAUCAUUAUCGAUCCUGUCAUAGUACAGGCUGAACUUCGUUACAUUAAUCACGUAUUUGUAAUCAGUUCGCAAUGAACUAAAUAUAUACGUAGGCCAUGAAAAAAGAAAAUAAAAUAAGAGAAACAUGUUUUAAAGUGAGCUUACAAAGCAUUACAGUUCAAAUAUAAAGUUUUUUGUGCGUUUACAACGGUAAAAUGCUCCUAUUUAAGAAAGAAAAAAGAAAAAUAUGCAUAAUCCUAACACACGUGUUAAAAGUUCCAAUAUGUCGUUGUUAUAUGUGAUUAUUUUUAGAAGAUUUUAUUUCACGCUGGUUAUAUUCUAGUGAUUUAUUUAACCAAAACAAAUUUAAACACGUGUAGUACAAAAUGAUAACACAAAAAUAUAUAUUUUAUUCACUUGGAGUAUUUGUAAUCAUUUUUAUGUUUGUAAUGUGGACUGACAUAGAUUAUGGAAAUUUUAAAACACCAUUACGGGCUUUAAUGGAUUUCAAACAGCUCAAUUCUAACGCCAUAGUGAUAAUGGAAGACAUUAAAUUAAACAAUAGCCUAAACAAUAGCUCACUGAAGUACGUAUUAAUUUGGACGCUGCCUCAAAGGGAUCCUCUAAUGUACUUGGGUGAAGGCCAAGUAGUUUUUAUCAAGAAGAAAUGUCCGGUAACCAAUUGUUACAUAACGACUAACAAGCAGUUAAUGAACUUGAAAAAUUUUGAUGUUUUAUUGUUUAAUGUCCCGGAAAUUAAUGAUAAACCACAUCCAAACUUACCACCUGAAAGGUCUCCGCACCAAAUAUAUGUGUUUGCGAGCAUCGAAUCUGCUGACUACUACCCACUCUGCAGUACCCGGUUUGACAAUUAUUUCAAUUUGACUUGGACUUAUAAACUCAAUUCUGACUUAUAUUACGGGUACAUGAUUAUAAGAAACAAACAAGGAGAAGUGAUCGGUCCUAAUCAGAUAAUGCAUUGGGAGAAAAUAGAAAACAUGGAUCCUAUAGACGAUAAAAUCAAGGAAAGACUUAAGAAUAAAAAUAAAGCUGCUGCGUGGAUUGUGUCGAACUGCAACGCUCCGAGUGGCAGAGAUCAAUUUGUGAGAGAGGUUCAAAGACAACUCGAUCAAUAUGGACUGGUCGUCGACAUUUAUGGUAAUUGUGGAAAAAAGAGAUGUGAGAGAAACAUGAUGCCCAAAUGCUUGGAGAUGAUUGAAAGAGAGUAUUAUUUUUACUUUUCAUUUGAAAACUCUUUUGCUGAAGAUUAUGUUACGGAGAAAUUGUUAUCUGCGCUUAAUCAUUAUGCUGUCCCUGUUGUUUUUGGUACAGCUAACUAUACACGGUUUAUGCCUGACGGUAUAUAUUUGAACGCGAAAGAGUUAGGCGCUAAGGAUCUGGCCAAACAAAUGUCGGAAAUCAUAAACGAUAAAGAAAGAUAUUACAAUUUCUUCAAAUGGCAUAAUCACUAUUCUUACCAUGAAGUCGAAGAAGUGCCCGAGACUGAUUUCCAUUGCAAGCUUUGUGAGAAACUUAAUUCUAAAGAAGUGACGGAAGGCGUCAAUGUAUACGAACAUCUGAGGGACUGGUGGAAUACUAAUAGAAUACGACCCGGUGGUUGUCCCUUUAAAAUGCCAGUAUUUCAAUAAUUAUUUUGUGAUCGUUAAUAAACUUAGCUGAAGCUUAUAGAAUAAGUGAAAUGAGAAAUCUCCCAUUUAUUUUUGGUGUGAAUAAUUUAUUAACUUUAAUUUUAUGAGACACAUGUAAAACUUAAAAGUACUCUUAGGUGAGUCUAUCUCCAUUGUUAGUAAUUAGUUUAGGUGAAAAAAAAAACAACUUAUGAAAUACAUAAAUUCUACUAAAUAAUUGAUUCAUUGGCUUUAUGAUAUUAUCUAGACACAGGAAUUUAGUAUUGAAUAUUAUGUAGAUUUUUUAAUAAAUAUUUUUGUACGAUU